GACAAGGCCAGAAUUAAAAAUAACCUUGCUCGCUCCCCUUUCCAGUACUCCUCGGUGCCCUCCCGGCCCUGCCCUCAUGGGUUUAUAGCCGUACCCAGGAGAUAGAAAAUAGACUCGCAAGUGAGGGAACAAAGCUAACUCCUGGCUAAACGUUAAACAAGCAGUAGUAACUUCGGGGGAUGGGAGAAGCCGGCGCACUCCCUCCCUGGGAGUAUAGUAAUUCACGUGACUUCUCGGCAGCCGCUCGGGUUUUGGUUGCAGCUAUCUGCUUGGUGUGGAGCCGCGAAGUUUCAUUUUUGCAGUCGCUGGUUGUUGAAAAUUGCCCUCUGUGGAGCCGCGGGCCGGGAAGUUGAGGGGCGGCGGUGAGUGAUGCUGAGCGGGCUGGAGGAGCUCCUGGAAGCCCGCAGUGGCAAGCACUCGGUCUUCGGAGGAAGAAAGUAUUGCACCAUUGUGGGAGAUAAAAGAGACACUCUACAGUGGAGUGAUUCUCAGAACAUCAUGUCCUGGUACCCACUCAGGAACUAGAAUCCAGGCUUGUAUGCCCCUGAGAACUUCCAUGUUGCCAUUUAGAACAUUGAUGAUGAGUCUUCUCAUCCUACAAACCAGUGCUAGAUCCAGAUGGACUCCUUAAGCUUGCAGGAUGGUGGGGAAAGCCUGCAACACUACCUCGUGGGGGUGUUCAGUAAGGACUUUGAAUGGCUGACCUUGAAGGCCAAGUUCUUCCUGCCUGACAUAGACUUGACUCCUGUGGACGAGGCCCCAGAUCCCACCCAGAAAGUCUCCCUGCUCCUUGGCAAACUGAGAACCCAUGGCCCCUCAACAUGGCGGACCUUCAUCCAUUGUGUCUGCAUGGAAUACACCCUGCCCCUACACCUGGAGACCAUGCUCCUGAGUGUCUGGGGCACAGACAGUGAGAUUCCAAGCCAGAACAGAUACUUCUGUGAGGAUGCCUUUCCUAAGUCCCAGCUCCAUCAUUCCGGCUUCAAGCGACCCUCCUCAGAGAUAGGCUCCUCACCUCGUCGAAAAUGUUCCAGGCAGCAGCAGCUAGAGUCGGUCAGAAGGUAUGAGAAGCUCCUGAGGACCUUGGUCCUGCAGAGGUAUGGGAGUACACAAGUAAGAACCACCGUGCCCCAGAAAGGACGGCCAUUCUCCUUCAGCCAGACGUACGUGGACCUAGUUGUGCAUCGGGGCAAGGUAACCUGGCUGAAGGAGAAUCCAGAGAAACCACGGGGCGAUGCUCUGUCAGGACCUCUUGAGGUAGAAGAUGGGGCUGAUUUGAAGGUCCAGGACCUAUUCAAGGGCCAGUCGGGUGCAGGCACCAAGGUGACAGUCGUGCUUGGGAAGCCAGGGGCAGGGAAGAGCAUGCUGAUGCAUCGAAUCUGCCAGAAGUGGGCAAACAGAGAGCUGGACCAGUUCAGCAAGGUCUUCCUCUUUGAAUUCCGCCAGCUUAACCUAGUGAGCCAGGAGCUGACCCUUCCCCAGCUCCUCUUUGAGUUAUACCUGAGCCCAGAGGAUGAGCCUGAUGCCAUCUUCCAGCAUCUUCAGGAGAAUGCCCAGCGAGUUCUGCUGGUCUUCGAUGGGCUGGAUGAGUUCCUCUUCCCCUGGCCCAGUCAGGGGCCCUGUGGUGAGGACUCCCUGAAUCCUACCCUACCUCUGCCUGUCGCCACACUGUUCUCUAGCCUCUGUAGUGGAACCCUCUUGCCAGGAUGCUGGGUGGUGACCACCUCACGCCCUGGGAAGAUCCCAGACUUCUUACUGGAAACAGCUACAUCAGUGUUUGAGGUCUGGGGGUUUGAAUGGCUGCAGAUCGAGAAGUAUGUCAGCAACUUCUUCCAUGGACUGACCUUUCGGGAUAUGGCCCUCUCCCAACUCAGGGACAAUACCCAGCUCCAGAGCCUGUGCUCUGUCCCAGCUCUGUGUUGUAUCAUCUGCAUCUGUCUCUAUCACCUCCUGCCCCAGGGCAAUACCAUUGACUUCCCCUCAACAGUCACCCAGGUCUAUAUGCAGAUGCUCCAUGUCUUCAUCAGCCGGAAGCAGGGGGCCUCUGAGGACAAGGACACCUGGCUGAGCAAGAACUCCCAGGCUCUUCUGGGCCUUGGUGAACUAGCCUUCAAUGGGCUAAAGGCCAAGCAAACAGUAUUCUACCCAGGUAAUAUACCUGAACGGGUAGUGGCCUUUGCAGCUACCCACAACCUACUGUCCUCCUUCAGGGUAAAGACAGGAAUCCAGCAGCAGAAGACAUGCUAUGCCUUUGUCCACCUCAGCCUACAGGAGUUCUUUGCAGCCCUGUAUCUGAUGGUGAGCCCCAACAUAGAUAAGGAUGAUGUGGGCUGCCACUUCUUUCUCAAGUCCAAAUGGCCCCUGAGGACCGAAGCCAGGACAGAACUUCUGGAUCGCUUCCAUACCUUUUUGUCAGGCUUCUCCUCCCAGACCUGCCAGUCCUUCCUGAGUCAGUUGUCGCAACAGGAUGAAGCCUGGGUGGGUACCAAGCAGGCAGCCAUCCGGCAAGUGUUACAGGGGCUGGCAGCCCGAAACCUAACAGGACCCAAGAUGAUAGAGCUGUGCCACUGUGUUGGGGAGACCCAGGAUGCUGAGCUGGUUAAGCAGGCUGGCAGGCACCUUCCUUUCAGUCUGGACUUCCGUAAUUUCCCCCUGAACUGCACCGAUUUGGCUGCCCUGACCUCUCUCAUCAACCAUGCUCCUGCUUCUAUGCAUCUCAAUUUUUCUGGCUGCUCUUUGGAGCCACAGUGCCUUGAUGCCCUAGCUGGCUGUGAGAAAAUUGAAAGUCUCAGGGUUAGAAGCAGGAAGUGCAGAGAUGCUUUUGCAGAAGCCCUCUCCAGGAUAUUGCCAACAAUGGAAAAUCUGAAGAAACUUGAGUUGACUGGAAAUAACAUCUCAGUUCAAGGCAUUGGCCACCUGGCACAAGCGUUUACAGACUGUCUUCAGCUGGAAGAGAUUAAUUUGCAGGACAACAGAUUGAAUGAUUCUUCAUGUUUAAAGAUCAUUGAGAUACUCCACAAGAUGCAGCAGUUACAGAAAAUUGACUUAAGCAGAAAUGCGGUUUCUGUCUCGACAAUCCUUGCCUUGGCGAGGGAAGCGGUUUCUUACCCCAGAGUCACCACCUUGGAGAUUAGGCAGGCACAGAUCAUCAUUCUCUUCUUUGUAUCCUCAGGAAAGACUCUGGAAAUGCCUCGAUCCCAGAAUGUGAAGAAAAUGAGCCCCUAAAGAAGGUUAUGACUCAGGCCAGAAAGCUAACAUUCAGACUUCAGAAAUGCAACCUUGCUGUCCACCAUGCAAAGGAGAUAGCUGAGAUGCUCAAGCACAGGCCCUGCCUGGAAGAAGUAGA
This is a messenger RNA of Phascolarctos cinereus (koala), 3346 nucleotides long. NCBI's taxonomy places the organism in Eukaryota, Metazoa, Chordata, Mammalia, Diprotodontia, Phascolarctidae. The record is from RefSeq and is a predicted model, not a curated record.